UUUUUCAAGAAAAUCUGCUUUACGACAACGGGAAUUGAAAACAAUUGUCAAGAGUAUCACACUGAAAGUCGUAAUGUUUGGUCAAAUGUCACUGUUUUUACAGUUAUCACGCUAUUAGUAGAUUAUCAUUACUUGCCACAAAAUAGUAUAAAAGAAGACAACACCCUAUAUAGAGGAUCACAGUACAUUCUAUAAUGCAGUUUGCUCCACUCCUCAUUCUUUUCGGGAUUUCUGGGGCUCUCUCCAGUCCUCAUGGACUGGGAGAGGGUUAUCCGGACGCAGACUAUCGUCCCAAGUCCUGCCAUCUUGACCUGUACACUUGCAGGAGCCAUGGAAAAAGAAUUUUUGCCCACAGGGUUAUGGGCGCCAAUUGCGAGCGGUUCUGCCAGACUCAGCCCGGUAUGAAAUACUACGAAUUCGAAUUCGUCUUCCAAAGCUGCGCGUGUUACGAGAAAUGCGAGGGCCUUGAAUAUGUGAGAGCCAAUCGAGAUUUUGUCAUCUAUCCGUACGUCGGGAUCCUGAGCGAAGCCUCCCGAGACUCCAAGAGCCCGUUCUGUACGGAAUUCUUUGAGCACACCCUCGAAAGGAAUCAAGGAAAGCUGAAUUAUCGCAGAAAGGGCUGCGAGUGGAAUAUGCGUGCCACUUGCACUGGCUUCAAAGAUCCUUUUAAGACGGUGAUUCUUGGCAAGUCAUCGGAUAUGGAAGUAUGCUUGGAGACCUGCAAACCCCACAUCAGCUCCGGAGUCAAUUACUCAUGGUUCGAUGAAACCACGGGCGAAUGCUUUUGUCUGAAAUCUUGCCCACGGGUGGGAUCUAUGCACGGACGUGAAGACGUGAUCACUUCUGGAAUAGCUGUCAUGACCCCGGAAGAUCCCGAUAAUGUAUGCUACGAAUAAAGAAGGACCACGGACCGUUGGCUUCCAUGUGCCAGCAACAAUUGAGAUACAUGGAGAAAUGAGAUUGCCCCAGGUGACAUACUUUUGUCGUUCACUUUAGCAAUGACGAGCAUCUCUCAAUUUAUUUCUUUGUAAAGAAACUUUGGAAGUCCAAUGUCUUAUACAUAUCUGAGAUAGAUCAA
This is a messenger RNA of Tigriopus californicus, 1078 nucleotides long. RefSeq lists its product as uncharacterized. The coding region runs from base 195 to 896 and encodes 233 amino acids. The transcript has 3 exons. NCBI's taxonomy places the organism in Eukaryota, Metazoa, Arthropoda, Copepoda, Harpacticoida, Harpacticidae. The record is from RefSeq and is a predicted model, not a curated record.